AUGCCGUGCGGUACAUGUAAAUCUAAUGUUUCGCCGACUAAGAAAAUAAUCUGCUCUAGUUGCAAUAAAUACUUCCAUAAACAUUGUUCAUCAAACUUUAUUGAAGAUAAUAUUGACCUACAUAAAUGGAUUUGUAGUACUUGUGAACAAAAUCUAAUCAUAAAGAAAAAUGUUACUACUAGGAAAGUUGACUCUAGCAAAUCUAUUAAUAAUACUCUUCCCGAAGAUUCUAAUCUAAAGUUAAUUCGUGAAGAUAUUUCAACUUUGAUGAAGAAAUUCGAAAGUGUUUCAAAAAGUAAUACUGAAAUAGAAAAAUCUAUUCAUUUUUGCUCUGAAAAAUUAGACGAUUAUGCGGAAAAAAUGGAUCUGUUAUUUUCUAAAACUAAAUUACUUGAAGAUAAGGUCAAUGAAUUAGAUUUAAAAUUUGCUUAUUUACAAAAAGAAAUAAAUGUACUUAAAAUUAACAAGAGUAAAUCGGAGCAAGAAUUAUUAGCCAACAAUAUAACAAUUAGUGGUAUUCCUUAUACUAAAAAUGAAAACAUCGAUGAAAUUAUUAAAGUCACUGCUGAUAUAAUCAAAGUCAAUUUACAUAAGAAUGAUAUAGUCUCAAAUUAUCGUAUAAAAAAAGUUGAUAAAUCUGGUGGUAAAAUAAUAGUAAAAUUUAAUAGCAAAACAAUAAAAGAAUCAUUUCUAAAUGGAGUUAAAUCACUUACUAUUUCUAAACAACCUUUAAAAUCUAAUCAAAUACACAACUCUUUUCCUGACAAAAUUGUCUAUGUCAAUCAUGAACUUUCACCCAUGUUUAGAAAAAUAUUUUGGUUAACAAAGCAACUGUCGAAAGAAUACAAUUGGAAAUAUGUUUGGGCAAAUUCGAACGGAGUGUAUUUAAGGAAGACUGAUGGAGAUGUUCCGAUUAAAAUACAAUCUAUUAAAGACAUAUCUGGAUAUGAUGUGGAAAACAAGUUGGCUCAUUUGAAACUUCACGACUUAGAAUCCUCAGGAUAA
Macrosiphum euphorbiae (potato aphid) is the source of this 1005-nucleotide messenger RNA. Lineage: Eukaryota; Metazoa; Arthropoda; Insecta; Hemiptera; Aphididae. The record is from the annotation of a GenBank genome assembly.